Molecule: messenger RNA, 1244 nt
Organism: Ylistrum balloti
Lineage: Eukaryota; Metazoa; Mollusca; Bivalvia; Pectinida; Pectinidae
Product: electron transfer flavoprotein subunit alpha, mitochondrial-like
Exons: 10
Coding region: 24-1031 (335 amino acids)
Cellular component (GO): mitochondrion
Molecular function (GO): flavin adenine dinucleotide binding; electron transfer activity
Source: RefSeq, a predicted model, not a curated record
AAGGUUAUCUAACGGGACGAAUAAUGUUGUCUAGGUGCUGCAGCAAAUCGCGGUUUCUCUACCAAGCGAACUGCAUUUUCCAAAGAAAUGGAAGCACACUAGUGAUUGCAGAGCACGACAAUGAAAAACUAACACCAGUCACUCUAAAUGCCAUCACAGCUGCAAAGAAAUUGGGGGAUGUGUCUUGCCUUGUAGCUGGCACACAAUGUGCGAAGGUAGCUGAGGAAGUUAGCAAAGUGGAGGGUGUACAGAAAGUGCUUCUGGCUGAUAAUGAGGCAUUCAAAGGAUUUCUUCCAGAAUCGCUUACUCCCCUCCUAAUGGCGACACAAGACCAGUUCAAAUUCUCACACAUUCUAGCUGGAGCAACAGCAUUUGGGAAGAGUUUGAUUCCAAGAGUAGCAGCAAAACUGGAUGUCUCUCCUAUUUCUGAUAUCAUUGGGAUUAAGGGUGAAGACACCUUCAUCAGGACAAUCUAUGCUGGAAAUGCUGUACAAACUGUUAAGUCCAAGGACAGUGUGAAGCUUGUAUCAGUGAGAGGGACGGCUUUUGAAGCUGCUGAAAUGGAAGGGGGCAGUGCUGCAUCAGAAAACGCUCCUAAUGUUGACGUCGCGAACACAAUAUCAGAGUUUGUUGGUCAAGAAUUAAGCAAAAGUGACCGUCCAGAAUUGACUAGUGCUGGAACAGUUAUCUCAGGAGGCAGAGGGAUGAAAAAUGGUGAUAAUUUCAAGCUCCUGUACGACCUUGCUGACAACAUGAAUGCUGCCGUGGGAGCUUCCCGCGCUGCUGUAGAUGCUGGAUUUGUCCCCAAUGACAUGCAGAUUGGACAGACAGGGAAAAUUGUAGCUCCUAAUCUGUACAUUGCUGUUGGUAUUUCGGGUGCUAUCCAGCACUUGGCUGGGAUGAAGGACAGUAAAGUGAUUGUGGCUAUCAACAAGGAUCCUGAUGCACCUAUAUUCCAAGUGGCUGACUAUGGACUUGUCCAGGAUCUUUUCAAGGCUGUCCCAGAAAUGACAGAAAUGACAAAGAAAUGAUGUGAAAGAACAAACUUGAAUGAAAUAACUACUGAACCUCAUUACCCAAUAUUGAAGAUUGUGAAUGAUGGAUAUAUAACAUCUGGGAUCAAAUGAUGGAUUUCGAAAUAUGUGAUAUUGAAAUGAUUUUUAGUUUUGGAGUUUGUUAACUUCAAAUUGAAAUGUUGCUGUAUGUUUGUAAUUUAUAAUGAAUAAAAAUGUAUAACAUCUUCA